Anguilla rostrata (American eel) is the source of this 3703-nucleotide messenger RNA. RefSeq names its product delta-like protein 4. The transcript is spliced from 11 exons. NCBI's taxonomy places the organism in Eukaryota, Metazoa, Chordata, Actinopteri, Anguilliformes, Anguillidae. The coding region runs from base 437 to 2512 and encodes 691 amino acids. The record is from RefSeq and is a predicted model, not a curated record. Gene Ontology annotation, biological process: establishment or maintenance of epithelial cell apical/basal polarity; cell communication; multicellular organism development. Gene Ontology annotation, cellular component: protein-containing complex; plasma membrane. Gene Ontology annotation, molecular function: calcium ion binding.
UAUAUAAACUGCGGGAGGCGACAAACAUUCUCCAUUUACGAAUAGUAAGCCUGACAAGCAGCAUCUCCACUGCGCAGCUAUUGCCACUACAAGGAAAGACGCGCGUUUUUGAAUGAGCAAAAACACGAGUGGCAUCGACACAUCAAAUGAAAUAACAUAUUGGAGUGUAUGCACAAGCACGAAACGAAGGGGGCAGCAAGCUCUGGAUACAGAUCCUGAUAUAUUUUCAACCUGCAUUGCUGGAUAACAAGGAUUUUCAAAACCUACGCGUGGUUUGGAGUUACUGAGAAGGGGCUCUGCAAACGAGCUCGAAGAAGGAUAUAUUUUUACUUUUAGUUUUUCGUUUAUUUUAUCUUGACCACUUGGAAUAGGAGCGCCUUGAACGGAACAGGUUAUAUUGAAGGCGACGCACAGCUGCCAAGGAGAAACGGGAAGGAUGGCAGCUUGGUUCACCUUUAGCAUUGCAUUUAGCAUAACGAUAUCAGCGCAGGUUUUGGGAUCCGGUGUAUUCGAGGUGGAUCUUCAUGAUUUUAAGAAUAAUAAAGGAUUACUGCAGAAUGGCAAUGCAUGCAAACCUGACUGCAGGACUUUUUUCCGAGUUUGCCUGAAGAAUUACCAGGCUGUGGUAUCACCAGGUGAUUGUCUCUUCGGCUCAGUCAUUACUCCUGUACUGGGAACGAACUCGUUCAGUGUUGUGGAAGGUGACAGUUUCAGCAAACCUAUUCGCCUGCCGAUCAACUUUGGAUGGCCGGGUUCUUUUUCUUUAAUUAUCGAAGCUUGGCAUUCUCCCUCAGCAGACCAACCUGUAGAAAGAAACAACACCGAAUUAUUGAUUAGCUAUUUUGCCAUCAAAAGAAAGUUGGAAGUAGGGGAUGAGUGGUCUCGGUAUGUUCAGACCGGGAAUCAGACAGAGCUAAGCUAUUCAUACCGGUUCAUCUGCAAUGAAAAUUACUACGGCGAACGUUGUUCCAACAUGUGCGCGCCCAGGGACGACCAUUUUGGCCACUACACCUGCAACCCUGAUGGGCACAUAUCCUGUCUUCCUGGCUGGAAGGGAGAAUACUGCCAAGAACCAAUCUGUCUUGAAGGAUGCAGCAAAGGAAAUGGAAAUUGUUCCCAGCCAGGGGAGUGUGUGUGCAGGAAGGGCUGGCAGGGAACCUUCUGUGAUGAGUGCGAGAAACAUUCGGCUUGUCAACAUGGCACCUGCGAGCAGCCCGGGCAGUGCAACUGCAAAGAAGGCUGGGGAGGACUCCUCUGUGACCAGGAUCUGAACUACUGCACCCACCACAAGCCCUGUCGCAACGGAGCUACCUGCAUGAACACGGGGCAGGGAAGCUACACCUGCGCCUGCCAGCCAGGGUUCACAGGGGUGGACUGCGAGCUGGAGGUCAGGGAGUGUGACAGCAAGCCCUGCCGGAAUGGAGGGAGUUGCAUGAACCUAGAGAAUGGCUACGCGUGCGUGUGCCCUCCAAGGUUCGAGGGGCCGCACUGUGAGCACAGCCUGCUGACCUGUGCCGACUCACCCUGCUUCCACAAUGGGAAGUGCCAUGAGAAGGACAAUGGGAGGAGAUACGUCUGUGAGUGCCCCCCUGGAUUCACUGGGCUCAACUGUGAGAAGAAAGUGGACAAGUGCACGUCUCUCCCAUGUGCCAAUGGCGGCCGCUGCAUUCUCCAUGGAAACAUGCGCAUGUGCCACUGUCGGACCGGCUUCACGGGUCAGCACUGCGAGAUCAACAUCAACGAGUGCGCCCAGAACCCCUGCGCCAACGGCGCCACCUGCGUGGACCGCUUCAACGACUUCAGCUGCGUGUGCCCCCCGGCCUUCACCGGCCGCAAGUGCGACACGCCCCUGGACGUCUGCGCCACCCAGCCCUGCCUCCACGGGGGGACCUGCGCCGCCGGGGGCCGCGGGGACCGGUCCUUCACCUGCGCCUGCCCCGCCCACUACACCGGCCCCCUCUGCCAGUUCUACAACGUGCCUUUGCCCGUCACCCCCAGCCCCACUUCCGGCGGCAAGCCCAGCGACACCUUCCACUGGGCGGCCGUGUCCCUGGGCGUGGGCCUGGUGGUCCUGAUCAUGCUCCUCUGCAUGGUGGCCACCGUCCUCCGUUACAUGCACCGGCAGAGGAGUCAGGAGGAGCAGGACUCGGAGACCAUGAACAACCUGUCCGACUUCCAGAAGGACAACCUGAUACCUGCCUCGCAGCUGAAGAACACCAACAAGAAGGUUGACUUGGAGGUGGAUUGUGCGCUAGAAAAAACCAACUACAAACACAACAACUACCACUUGGACUACAAAUCCUCCAAGGACUUCAAAGAUGAUCCAUCUCAAGAGGACAAAAAUCCCAACUGUGAAAAAUGUUUAGAAGAGAAAAUACCACUGAGUAGAAUGUACAGUGAAAAGCCAGAGUGUAGGAUAUCAACGAUAUGCUCCCCAAGAGAUUCAAUGUACCAGUCUGUGUUUGUAAUAGCAGAGGAGAGGAAUGAGUGUGUCAUAGCAACUGAGGUAUAAACUGUGGAAGAUAUGAAAAAAAAAAAACACUACCAAGGAGGAAUAUCUUCUGGACUGUUUACAAAUAUAAAAAGAGACUGGGAUUUAUUUAAAUGGAAAUGCUGCUCUUUAAAACUUGAUAACUGGAGGGAGCAGUUAUCUGCUCUGCGAAUGCAAUAGGACUUGACCUUUGACCAGGAGUUAGAAUGUUCACGAGUGACUAAAUCGUGGGUCAGACGCAAGACGUCUUGGACAUUUCGCCUCGGGUGGUCAUGUGACGGACCCACGGCGAUGGGAAGCGACAGGAUAACUGCGCACCUACGACAGCGAGCAGAUGCCCCGCAAAGCUAAACGAGUUUCCCUCAGAAGAUGCCCCGCCUUGGCGUGACGACCAGCGAAACACCGAGCAAGCGACAGCUUACAAUACUGUGGGAGGAUCUGACCAAGUCUAGUCACCUCCCAGUGCUAUGCAAGAAUAAAAGGGAAAUGAGUUGAAUUCUCCAAUUUGGGACAAAAAAAAAACUAACUAAACAUUUCUUGAAGAAAAAAAAACAUACUGGAGACGGUUCAUUUUUAGGAGAAUGUCUAAGAUGCAUGUCGACUGUGUAAAAUGACUUUUGUUUUUUCCAAACGUUGAUAAAGAUUGUAUGCUGCCCAAAUCACAGAGCCUUAAAAAUGGGUUUAAGAGCUAAAUUGGUGCCCCACUCGUCUUGGAUCCUUUGCACAACCGAAAUGAAAGGGAUUCUUUUUAUUCAAAAGGGAUUUCGAGAGAAAACCACGGGACCACAAUACACAGUGCAGUGCCAGUGGAAUUCAAGACUAAGUACAAUUACUUAUUAUGCAACACUGCCCAUAAAUAAAGACAAAGAAGAAGAGUUAAAAGUGACUAUCAUACCACGGACUGCCUAUAAUUAGUACUGAAAUUACAGAACCAAUAAUGUUAUUUUUUAAGAUUAGCAUUUCACUAGUUAAUUUAAAUAUUAUGAAGCACUGAUCUUUCUAUGUUUUAUAAAAUUAUUUUGUAUAUAAUGUAUAUUUAUAAGGGAAAAAUGUCUGAAGUGUACAUGUUAUUCCUUCAAACUGUUUUUAAUUUGAUGUCUGCAAAAAAAUGAAUUUAUUUUUGUUUUUUGUUUUGAUUUUUUUAAACAAUGAAAACAUUCCUGGUACACUGUUGUUUGUUGGUCUUAUUAAAUGUUGAGAAUGAUCAGAUAA